This is a messenger RNA of Tachysurus fulvidraco (yellow catfish), 3406 nucleotides long. RefSeq names its product phosphodiesterase 9ab (gene pde9ab). Bases 287 to 1900 code for a protein of 537 amino acids. NCBI's taxonomy places the organism in Eukaryota, Metazoa, Chordata, Actinopteri, Siluriformes, Bagridae. The record is from RefSeq and is a predicted model, not a curated record. Gene Ontology annotation, biological process: cGMP catabolic process. The transcript is spliced from 20 exons. Gene Ontology annotation, molecular function: 3',5'-cyclic-GMP phosphodiesterase activity.
CCAAGACCCCACCCACAUCUCGCGCGCGCUGAAUAAUCCCGCGCUUUCCUCACAGCUCCCCUCAGCAUCAUCUGUGAUAAAGCACUGAGGGCAGGUUGAUGGCACACACACAUGUGGGUCACCUGGCCCUCACACUCGCUUCUCCUUCUAUUUUAACACUCCCUGACGUUAGCAGACUCGAUAACAGUAUCGUUUUUCGACAUUCUUUUAAAGUUUCCUUUUCAUUUGUGAACUUAUUUCCCGACUUGUUUUUUGAGAAGAAAAAAACAUCUCAGUAAAGUUCACAAUGGGUUCCAGCUCUUCAUCCUACGCUCCUAAAACCGUGUACCUGGAUGUAGAUGGAAAAGUUCAGAGGGUCAUUUUCAGUCGACACUGUAGUCCGUGCGACAUCAGAGAGUUGCUUUGUACGUCGUCCAACAUCACCAGAAACACUGCAAUACUUUUAGUAGAUUCAGAGGGAGCGCUGAUAUCUAUUGACCCCACCAUGCCUACAAACACGCCUAACAACUUGUAUAAAGUAAUGCCCCAUUCCAGUCAAGGAGGAGAAAAAGAAGACAUGUUCCAGAACGUUCUCUCUCAGGUGGCAGAGCAGUUCAGUCGGGCUUUCAGGAUAAAUGAGCUGAAGACGGAGAUGACAAACAGACUGGCCAUGCUGGAGAAGAGGGUGGAACUAGAGGGCCUCAAAGUGGUAGAGAUUGAGAAGUGUAAGAAUGAUCUGAAGAAACUAAGGGAUGAGGUGACCUCUAGAGGUGGAGCAAGGUAUGAUUCUACCAACUCCACACCAUCAGUGAACAACCAUCACCAUCAGGAAAAAGAGGUGAACUGUAACUGCAAAUACAAUUUCACAGACGACGGAAAGAAACUCUCUCCCAGACGUGAUGUUCCAAGUUACCCAAAGUACACACUUUCCCAUGAGACUAUAGAGACUCUCAAGAAGCCCACAUUUGAUGUAUGGCACUGGGAGCAUAAUGAGAUGCUAAGCUGUCUGGAGUACAUGUAUCACGAUCUUGGCCUAGUAAAGGAGUUUAACAUGAACCCCAUCACCCUUAAGAGGUGGCUGCUGGCGAUCCAGGAGAAUUACCGCGACAACCCGUUCCAUAACUUCCGCCACUGCUUCUGCGUCAGUCAAAUGAUGUACGGAAUGAUCCACUUGUGCAACCUCCAGGAGAAGCUGACUAUGACCGACAUGUGCAUCCUGAUGACGGCAGCGGUGUGCCACGAUCUCGACCAUCCAGGAUACAAUAACACGUAUCAGAUUAACGCUCGGACGGAGCUGGCUGUACGCUAUAACGAUAUCUCCCCCUUGGAGAACCACCACUGUGCGGUGGCCUUCCAGAUUCUCGCCAUGCCGGAGUGCAACAUUUUCGCCAACAUCGAACUUGAGUCAUUCAAACAAAUAAGACAGGCCAUCAUUACUCUUAUUCUGGCCACUGACAUGGCCAGACAUGGCGAGAUACUAGAUUCCUUCCGGCAGAAAGUGGACAACUUUGACUUCACCAACGAGGAACAUGUCAAAUGUCUGAAGAUGGUCUUGAUCAAAUGUUGCGAUAUCUCCAACGAGGUUAGACCGACCGAGGUGGCCGAGCCGUGGGUGGACUGCCUGCUUGAGGAGUAUUUCAUGCAGAGUGACAGAGAAAAGUCAGAAGGUCUUCCUGUUGCCCCUUUUAUGGACCGGGACAAAGUAACGAAGCCGACGGCGCAAAUUGGCUUCAUCAAGUUUGUUCUCAUCCCAAUGUUUGAGACAGUAAUGAAGCUAUUCCCUCAAAUCGAGGAGAUCAUGGUGCAGCCAUUGCGAGACUCUCGUGACCACUACGAAGAACUAAAACAGAUCGACGAUGCCAUGUCUCAAGCCCAGAAGAAGAAAACCGAGAGCAUGUCAUUAGGAGGAAAGAAGAAAUAGACCCGAACUUCUAAUUCCUCGUCACUAAAAGAAAAGUUCAUCAUAAACAGACGUCUCAUGGACAGAUGAUCUAGGCUGUCUUUGUUCUGGUGUCCUAUGUGCCCUUUUGCUGAGAUGGAGUGAGCUUCUCCUGCAAGUCUCACCCGUUAAGAGAGGACAGAUUUCUCCGCACCACAUAGAUAUACAGUAUAGUAAGACACCAGAUGUGAGAGAAACCUUAAGAGGGCAGUGAAUUCUUAGUGUUUGAAGACUCUGCAGCACAUUUUAAACGGACGGUAAGGAUGAGAGAAUGUAGCAGGAGUGAAAACUCGUUCACCAGCGUUAACACCUGAAAAGGAUAUCUGUUUUGAAAAAUAAAUAAAACUGAAAUAAUAAUAAUAAUAAUAUUUUAUAAUGUUAAGUAUUAGCCAAUUGCCAUUUUUAUUUAUUUAUUUAUUUGUCUGAUAUCUAUAAACGGAAAUAGUUCACCUUUUUUUUUUUUGAAGUAUUUGAUAUAUACGUUUAAAAGGAAACAUUCGAACGGUUUACAUUCCUGUGUAGAUUUAUAAAUGUGGAAUAAAGAUAAAAACAAGAGCAUGUGAUUUGCGUAGCCACAGUGCAGUUAGAUAUCUACAAACACCAAAGAUUUCAGAUGAACAGUCAUUUAUUUAUAUAUACUGUAUAUCAUAUAUUUGUAGGGGCUGAAAUGUCACACCCAGGUUUACUUUCUUAACAACAAAGCACAAGGUUGAUUACACCCAUUUGCCAUAAGUUGGUUAUUUGAUAGACUUUUUAGGCAUUUUACCGGAAAUCCCGAAGCAGCCACAAAAAUUAGACUUUUAGUUCAAAGCAACUUUUCUUUGAGAAAUUCUAUGAAUGUGCCUCAUCCUAUUUUUAAGUAAAUCUUUAAGGAAAUUGAAUUACUUGAGUUGCCUGAUUUUUUAAUUUUUUUUAAAUGUAAUGUUUACCUGUAGAGAAUGUUGAAUCCUUAAGGUAUUAUAUUACUUUAGUACUUUGCUUUUUUAUUGCAAUUACAUUGUUGUUUUGAGUAUUUUUCCAUUUUGAUCUUGGAAUAUGGUUUUAAAUGUAAUUUUCUGGCUGCAAUUGACCAAUACACUAAUUAAUAAUAUAGUAAACCGUGUCAAAGCUCACACCGUAUAAUUCAUUUAAAUUUAUUUAUGCAGUGAAUGCAUUGCAAGAUGUAUCUUAUUUAUAUAUUUUCCCAGUAGAGCGUAAAAGCUCUUGCUUAAUUGUUUUUUUAUUUUAAAUUUUUUUUCUAUUUUACACAAAUUCUGGAGCUGAAAGCUCGUCGUCGGAAUCGGUUCUCAGGUACAAGGCAUUAUGUGGCAACACACUUAAAAUGUACCUGAUAUGUUUAAAUCAGCAGCAUUUUUAAUUGAAUUGAAUUGAGUUAUUUUACCGUAGCACGUGCUAUUACUGUAAAUGUGUGUUGAUUAAACGUGUUGGAAGAUAGCUGUGAGCUGCUGAAAUGUUGGUCAAAUUAAGCAAUAAAAACCCUACAAAGUC